Prosopis cineraria is the source of this 621-nucleotide messenger RNA. RefSeq lists its product as uncharacterized. The record is from RefSeq and is a predicted model, not a curated record. The transcript has a single exon. Lineage: Eukaryota; Viridiplantae; Streptophyta; Magnoliopsida; Fabales; Fabaceae. The coding region runs from base 63 to 437 and encodes 124 amino acids.
UCAAGCCACUUUAUCAUAUUGGUUUGAGACUCACAACAAACAGCAGGUGUGCAGAUCCAAGGAUGGAGGCAAACCAAAAGCGAAGUAGAGGUUUCUUUAAGGGAAAGCUGAUGCCAUUCCAUCGGGUGCCGAAGCCCGCCGCGACCGCACAAACAAGGGUGAUGAAGGCUAACCAGCCCACGGCUUGCCCUGCGGCUUCGGUAGGGAUCUUGGUCCACCAAGACUACGCGAUUGCGCGGCCAAAACCAAAGGUCUCGAUCUUGGUAGCAGGUAGUCGUUGCGACGUGAUGAGCCAACGAUGGGAAGAGGUGUACGGGAUGGCAGGCGAUGAAAGCGUCGACACCAAAGCUGCGAUCUAUAUAUCAACAGUUCAGGAGCGUUUGAAGUUGGAGCAUUUAAACUCGGAACGAAUCCCGAUUCAAGACAACCAAGCUUAAUUAGUCAUCACAGUUUGAGUGACUUUGUGCAGAGUUAUGGUGAUGUUGCGUGAGUUGUGUAUCUAAUCAUCUGGGAAGGUUUAAAGAAUAGUUCAGCGCGAAAUUAGGUGAAGAAUGAUGGAGUUAUUGUUCAAAUUUGUGACUGUCAUGCAUUAAAAUUUAAGAACCCAAAGUACCUGCUUCA